AUGCUCACUGUAACUUCUUCCAAGUUUGUUCAUGCUCUAUUAUUGUACCUAACCUUGGGUGCCUUUCUUAUUCAAUUCGGAGCCUGUUUGGCUCUCAACCAUUUGCCUGGAGAUGCCCCCAAUCGUCUCUCCAAGCGAGCUGACGAUGCGUACUCUCUCGGAGUUGGCAAGGCCGACAUCACUGGCCCUGUAGUCGAGUUGAACCUAAUGGGAUAUGCCGAGCUAUCCCAGACAGGAACUGGCUUACGCCAACGACUCUACUCACGUGCCUUCAUUAUCGGAAACCCAGACAAACCGAAAGAAAGAUUUGUUUACUUGGUUCUUGAUGCCCAGUCCGGUGACACGGCCAUUCGAAGAGGCAUUCUUGAGGGAAUUACAGCUCUUGGAUCUGACUAUGCUGUCUACACAACCGAUAAUGUGGCCAUUACUGGAACGCACUCUCAUGCUGGGCCAGCAGGUUGGAACAACUAUCUCAUGCCUCAGAUAUCUGCCUUGGGUCUGAACCAGCAGUCCUAUCAAGCUAUCGUCGAUGGUGCGGUUUUGUCAAUCAAGCGAGCGCAUGAAAAUAUCUCCAAAGGACGUCUGAGUGUUGGCAAGAUUCGCAUAGACGAUGUCAAUAUUAACAGAAGUCUAUAUGCCUAUCAACAGAACCCAGCGUCCGAGAGGCAGAAAUACAAAGACGAGGUUGAUAAAGAGUUAACUAUGCUUAUGUUUACUCGAGAAGAAGACAAGAAAAUCACUGGAGUUUUGACCUGGCACUCGGUUCAUGGCACGAGUCUUCACAUGAACAACACUCUUGUCUCGGGCGACAAUAAAGGCGUCAGUGCCUAUCUUCUCGAAAAAGCCGUGCAGGGCACCGAAGGAGCUACAGAUGAUUUCGUCGCAGGAUUCUCACAGGCUGCUGUGGCAGAUACAACUCCCAACGUUGAAGGUGCUUGGUGUGAAGAUGGUUCAGGAAAGCAAUGCGACUUUAAGGAUUCAACAUGUGGUGGCAAAACAGAAACCUGUCACGGUCGAGGUCCCUUUUGGGGAUUAGAUGAUGGCGGUACUAAAUCUUGCUGGGAGAUUGGCCGACGAGUAUUUGAUCAAGCAAUCAAACUCUACGAUCAGAUGAAAGAUGGUAAUGGUGAUACAGUAUCUGGAAGCAAUGUUUUGGGUUACCACUCAUUCCACGACAUGUCCGACUACACUUUCAUACUCCCAAAUGGAAAGUCAGCCAAAACAUGUUCAGCAGCUUUUGGUUAUUCAUUCGCAGCUGGAACAACUGACGGUCCUGGGUACUUUGACUUUAAGCAGGGAGACUCUGGAUCUCCGGAUGCUAGCCCACUCUGGGCCAUAGUAUCCAAGUUUCUACGCAACCCCAGCAAAGAACAAACCGCAUGCCAAUCACCAAAGCCGAUUCUCAUCGACGCUGGCGAGAUCACUUUACCUUAUGCCUGGGCCCCCAACAUCGUUGACGUUCAGAUGUUGCGUGUUGGUAACUUCUUCAUCAUUGUAUCUGCUCCUGAACUCACAACCAUGUCCUCACGACGUUGGCGCGAGAGUAUCAGCAACGAGAUACAAGGUAGAGGUAGCCUCGGAGAUGGAGUCAAACCUGUUGUUGUAGCUGGUGGGCCCGGUAAUACCUAUGCUCAUUAUGUCACUACGCCUGAAGAAUAUGAUGCACAGCGUUAUGAAGGUGCAUCUACAGUCCACGGAAGACACAGUCUCGAUGCUUACAUCAACUUGACAUCAACAUAUCUCAGCUAUCUGCUCGGGGAAGAUGGUGCAAAAAAGCCACCAACUGGUCCAGCAGCCCCGGAUAACCGCAAGAACUCGCUCUCUCUCGUCACAGGAGUUGUCUACGAUAACCCCAAGGCCGGCACAAAAUUCGGCGACAUCAUAAAGGACGUAGCAAAGUCAAAGUUCAAGAUUGGAGAGACUAUCACUGCUACAUUCGUGGCAGCCAAUCCACGCAACAACUUGCACCUCGAAACUACUUAUGCAGCCGUUGAGAAAAAGGAUGGAUCCAAGUGGACUCAGGUUCGAUCGGAUGAAGACUGGGAUCUUGUCUUUGAAUGGAAGAGACUUGAUGGUCUGCUUGGAUCUAGUGAAGUUCAGAUUUCUUGGGAAACAGGUUGGAAGGAUGCCAAAGAUGUCCAAGCUGGAACUUAUAGGUUGAGUUAUGCUGGGGAUAGCAAGCAGCCUCUUACUGGUAGAAUUACUGGGUUUACUGGCAAGAGUGGUGAAUUUGAAAUCGCCUAG
This is a messenger RNA of Fusarium venenatum, 2244 nucleotides long. RefSeq names its product Neutral/alkaline nonlysosomal ceramidase. Gene Ontology annotation, molecular function: N-acylsphingosine amidohydrolase activity. Gene Ontology annotation, biological process: ceramide catabolic process; sphingosine biosynthetic process; long-chain fatty acid biosynthetic process. The record is from RefSeq and is a predicted model, not a curated record. NCBI's taxonomy places the organism in Eukaryota, Fungi, Ascomycota, Sordariomycetes, Hypocreales, Nectriaceae. Gene Ontology annotation, cellular component: extracellular region.